Prosopis cineraria is the source of this 1593-nucleotide messenger RNA. Its product is annotated as protein SLOW GREEN 1, chloroplastic-like. The record is from RefSeq and is a predicted model, not a curated record. The transcript has a single exon. Gene Ontology annotation, molecular function: protein binding. The coding region runs from base 155 to 1243 and encodes 362 amino acids. NCBI's taxonomy places the organism in Eukaryota, Viridiplantae, Streptophyta, Magnoliopsida, Fabales, Fabaceae.
UUUUUUAAUCCUAAAAAAUUAAAAUAAUUACGAAAUAUCGCCAGGGGUUUUGGUCUCCGCUAUCCAUUUCCUUUGCAAUCAGGGUUUUAGCCCAUUUUCCGGCCUUCGCUGCUCGUGUCUCCGAUUCGUCCUCAACUCCUGUGAGGCCCGAGCCAUGGAGUCUCUGGCCAGACUGCAUCACUGUCACCAACCGCUUCCCCUCUCACUCAAUCACCUUCCUUCUUCUUCACUGUCAGUACCCAUAUUUUCCGUCUCCUUCAGGUCUCUACCACCCCGUGUUUCGCCUUCGCAAUUAUCUUCUUCGUCUUUCAGGUCAUCUUCCAUCAUAGCGGCAUCCUCGCCGUCAGAAUCAUUCUCUGAUUCUGCUUUCGGUAGAUCCAGAACCACAAUACCGCAGUCCUUCCAAACCCUAAACUCCCUUUUCUCACCCGUCGUCCGAACCACCUGUACCAUCAUAGCAGCGGCUGCGUUUUUCUACAUGCGUCUUCACCACAAGCCCGCUAUGGCAGCCCCGCUUGAGAUGCCUAAGGUGGAGUCGAGUGAGGAGUCGAUGGAAAAUUCUUCGAGUGAAGAAAAUCAUAGAGCUAUUGAAGAGAAAUUGAGAAACAAUCCCAAUGAUACUGAGGCUCUUCGGUCGCUCAUUGAGAUAAAGGUCAGAGCGCGCAAAGUUGAUGAAGCAAUCCAGGCUAUAGACCGUUUAAUUGAGCUCGAACCGGAAGAGUUCGAGUGGCCAUUGCUGAAGGCUCACAUGUAUGUUUACAAUGGUGACUACGAAUUAGCCAAAGAGAAGUUCGAAGAAAUUCUAACGAAAGAUCCCUAUCGUGUCGAGGCCUAUCAUGGCCUAGUAAUGGCAACUUCGGAGUCGGAUAAGCCAUUGGAGGAUUUGUUAAAGAGGGUUCAACAAGCAGUGGAAUUGUUCAAGAAACAAAAGCGGGAAUCGGAGGUCAGGGAUUUGAGGCUCCUGAUUGCGCAGAUUAAAGUAAUGGAGGGAGAAUUUUCUGAUGCGCUGAAGGCCUAUCAGGAGCUUGUAAUGGAAGAGCCGAAGGAUUUCAGGCCUUACUUAUGUCAGGGUAUUAUAUAUACUCUUCUAAGAAAAAAAGAUGAAGCCGAAAAACAAUUUGACAAGUUCCGGAGGCUUGUCCCUAAGAACCAUCCUUACAGGGAGUAUUUUGAGGAUAAUAUGUUUGAAAUGAAUGUAAUUUCACAGAAGACACAGAGGGAGGGAGCGGGUGCGAAGAACUGAGAUGACUUACCAAAUUUCUUCAAUAGAUGACCACGGGAUGGUUCCAUAGGGAGGUUGUCUUUUUCUUUCUUUUUUCCUUUUUUCUUUUUAAAUUUUCUCUUAAUUUCUUUUUACACUCUUUGAAAUUGAUUUGUUAAAUGUUUUGGAUAGUGAUCUAAUUGAUAUACUCUUGAUGGUUGGAUAUGAAUAGUACAAGUUCGUAGGGUCAACAUUAGCGGAGCUAUUUUGGUGAUGAAAAAUGCAACUGAUGCACUACAGCAUUAGCCUCCCUCUACAUAAGUAUUUGGAUGCUAUGGGAUCCUUAGUUGUAUUCGUUUUUUUAAAUAAUAAUAAUAUUGAACCUUUUCUUA